This is a messenger RNA of Clupea harengus (Atlantic herring), 1741 nucleotides long. RefSeq names its product F-box only protein 24. The record is from RefSeq and is a predicted model, not a curated record. NCBI's taxonomy places the organism in Eukaryota, Metazoa, Chordata, Actinopteri, Clupeiformes, Clupeidae. Gene Ontology annotation, molecular function: protein binding.
AUGACCGUCUUCAAAUACACCCAGGCCCUGUAUAUGCAGCGCCUGGGCAGUGGUGGAAGUGGACGCCCGAGCUUCAACUCGGGUCGAGGCGGGGGUCAGUUGGUGUGCCCUGCUGUCAUCCCUCCCCAGGCCUUGGGCUUCCGUCGCACCCAGCCCACCCGGGACCACCUGCUCCUGUGGGACUACCAGGGCACCCUCUUCAUGCUGCGCAACGGUGUGAUGUCAUCGCUGCACGGUCAGCUGACCUGGAGACGCGCAGCGCGCCCCUCCAUUCUGUGCCGUCAUGCCAAAGAUUUUGCUGUGGACCCCCGCAGUGACAUCUCUCACCGCAUGUACGUGUACGUCCUCGUGAGCCGCUUGGAUGCCCCCCUCGCUCCUAACGCAGCUGGAACUUCAGGCUCAACUCUGUCACCUCAGAGGUGCGACUGUGUGGAGGUCUACCAGCAGGACAAUGGCCUCAGGGUCUUCCGCAUGACCUUCCACGCCUCGCUGACCUUCACCCAGAUCCGCCUCACCGGGACAGAGUUCAACCGGAGCCUGCUGUUGCUCACAAACACAGGGAAGGUGUAUGUGCUGUAUGUGAACGAGGCCCAUCUGAACACCCCUCGCUCCUACACCGUGCAGCUGUCACUCAAGAAGAUCAGCAGUUUGAUGCCAACCAUGUCAAUCAGAAAGUUGCACACAGGCUUCAACAGUGCUCUGUACCUCACAACUGAGGGUACAGUUUACAUCGAGGUGCAUUCAGCUGGAGUCUACCGCCAACUGUUUGGGUCCAAUGUUGGCUUUGAUCCCCAAGACAUCCACGUCCCUAUGCCUCUCUCCAUCCCCAAUAAGGUGGUUAAGUGCUCUAUGAGUCUGACGCAUCUGGGCCUGGUGGAUGACUGUGGCCAGCUCUACAUGCAAGGCUGCAACCGCUAUGGGCAGCUUGGAACAGGAGACAAGAUUGACCGAGGGGAGCCCACUAAGGUGGCGCUGUCUUCAGCCCUGGUGGAUGUGUGGUGUGGACUGAACCACUCACUCGCCCUGCUCCAGGGGGGCUCCGGCAGCAGGGAAGUCCACGGCUGUGGAUGUGGUGCCGGAGGUCGUCUACCUGGACGUCCUGCUGGCAGUGCUGUCUUUGUCAAACUUAGCGUGCAGGCGCCUCGCUGCACACGGUCCAUCUGCGCCUCCAAGGAUUGCCUGUACCUCCUCUGCAGCUUUGACAUCGAGGAGCCCCCCGUCACCUACCCCAUGCCGGUUGAGGCGAAGGACAAGCAGGAGAGGGACGUGCACAAGGAGAGGGAGCGCCUGAGUACGCACCUGACUCUGAUGAAGGACUGCGACAGCAUGCAGGAGCAGCUGGACAUGCUGCGGGGCACCAUCCAGACCCACAUGACCCUCAGCUCCACCCACAGGGACUUCCUGGACCAGGCCCUUACCACAAUCCAGCACUCAUCCUCCUCCCCGAUGGACUCCUAGGUCCACUUACCGCAGGCUGCUGGCUGUAGCCAGAGAGUGUUUUUCUUCCAUGCCAAAAAGGUUUAUUUUAAUACCAAAUAAAUGUACUUCUUGCAAAUUGCAGCUGGAGUUCUUUCAAUCUCACCACAGACCAUCAGACGCACAAGGCUGGGGUUUUAUGUUGGUUGUCACACUUGUGUGUCACUCUUGUGUGCAUUUGUAAAUGUCAGGGACUCAUACAAGCCAUUUUGAGUAAAAUAGAAUAUGUCAUGACUACAAAUAGCUGUAUCUUUUACAUAGGCUA